Rangifer tarandus platyrhynchus (Svalbard reindeer) is the source of this 390-nucleotide messenger RNA. Lineage: Eukaryota; Metazoa; Chordata; Mammalia; Artiodactyla; Cervidae. The record is from the annotation of a GenBank genome assembly.
AUGGUCCUCCACCUGCGGGGCGAGCGUGUUUUCUUCCCUAGCGGGGGUGUCCUCGUUUUCUUCCGCAGUGCAGGUGGCCUUUCAUUGCAGCCCAGGGCCUCGCACGGCACGGCUUCACUUAAUUUUGGGGGAGCCUUAACUUGGCUGGAUCACGGCGGCCUCAAGGGCAAGACCUGGAGCUGCUUUUACUCUGAAAGUGCGGGAAGCACGCAGCACAGGUUCGCCUACCCGGGUCUUCCACACAUGCGUGCUGUGGGUGCAGAGGUGCCCCCGGGGGGCGGGGAGGGGACACCAGAGGAGAAAGGCCCGUUCAUCAACGCAUCCCUGUGGUCCAUGAGGUCCUUGGAUCACAGACGUGGCUCCUGGCUUAUCAGCUUAAUAAAAGUGUAA